AUGGUUGUGGUAAGUGGCAGUGUAAAAGUGGAGGAUUUGACCAGUGGAUCGUCCGAUUAUGCGGCCAAUUCAUGGGUUUCUUGGUUCUUGUCCACAAAGGGAAACGAGUACUUCUGUGAAGUGGAUGAAGAUUAUAUACUGGACAGGUUCAACUUGACAGGUUUGAAUGCAGAAGUACAACACUACCCACAAGCAUUGGAUCUGGUCACAGAUGCUCUUGAGGAUGAACUGGAAGACGAGGAAAGAGAUCUAAUCGAAGCACAAGCAAGGCUACUGUAUGGAUUGGUGCAUGCUCGAUACAUCGUCACCACUCGUGGACUGGCAAAGAUGCUGGAAAAGUAUAAAAGAGCCGAAUUUGGACGAUGCCCGAGAGUGCUGUGCUAUCAGCAAACGCUUCUACCUGUCGGAUUAUCCGAUCUACCGUUCCAGAAAGCUGUCAAGCUAUUCUGUCCUCGAUGCGAGGAUAUCUAUAGUCCUAAGAGUAGCCGACAUGGAACGAUCGAUGGAGCUUUCUUCGGUACAACAUUCCCUCAUAUGCUUUUUAUGGUAUACCCUCACAUGCUACCGUCUAAAUCUCCAACAUCACAAUCGCCUUUUCUACUAACUUCAUCACGCGGAACAGAAGGAAGCGGAGCACAGGCAACACCUGCUCAUCUUGCCGGCUUAGAAGGAGAAGAAGGUGAUUCACCAUUAUCCGCAAUGUCUCCUGCGAUCGGAGCAGGUGUAGGAAUUGGAGGAAAUUCCGCCGGCGGAACAGGACAAGGACCGGCAGCAGCACCUGGAGGAUCAACAGCAACAGCAGCGGCAAAAGUUGAACGUUAUCGACCAAGAAUAUUUGGUUUCCCUACACAUGAAACGGCAAAAUUACAUAGAUGGCAAGAAAAACAAAGAGAUGCACAAAUUGAACGAUUGGAAAGAGCAGAAGCUGGUGCUUCGAUUACCGUUGCUCCUGAUGCGGGAGUUGGAGCAGGUGCACGAACAGGAUUGGGAGGAUUAGAUUGAUGAAAAAUCAAAGAUCGGAGUUUGUACAAAUUUGUCAAUUUACUAGAGUUUUCGUGUUUGUGUAUUCGGUGUACAAUGAUCAUUGGUUCUCGCUAUGGAAGGAGUGCGGUUUGGAGUGGGGAUGUGGAUGGAGUGGUUCGAUAAGAGUGUAUAUUUAAACAUUGUACUUAAUGUUGUCAGAAUAAAAGGUGAAAAAUAGAUGAUUCAUCAUGGUAGGUUUACACAUUGUGUCCAUGGCGAUGAAUUUGAAGAUCAAGG
This is a messenger RNA of Meira miltonrushii, 1260 nucleotides long. RefSeq lists its product as uncharacterized. The record is from RefSeq and is a predicted model, not a curated record. NCBI's taxonomy places the organism in Eukaryota, Fungi, Basidiomycota, Exobasidiomycetes, Exobasidiales, Brachybasidiaceae. The transcript has 3 exons. Gene Ontology annotation, molecular function: protein kinase regulator activity. The coding region runs from base 1 to 1002 and encodes 333 amino acids. Gene Ontology annotation, cellular component: protein kinase CK2 complex; cytoplasm.